UGGUGUGCCGGCUAGACAAGAGCUGGACAAACACGUCGGGUUAUUAUAAUUCAAAGAACCAACUUCAAGCAAAAAAGUCACGGGUGGCGCUGGUUACGUUGAGUUCCUGUAGUAAAGCCACCGAAACAGAGUGAAGAUGGGAGACGAAACAGAGAGCUCCGUGAAUAUAAAUAAAAACCAGGACAUGAAGGAUGAAAAGGAGAACGGUGUCAUGUACUACUCACGCGAGGAGGUGCAAGCCCAUAACAUGAGCGAAGACACAUGGCUCAUUAUCCACGAUAAAAUUUACGAUAUCACAAAAUUCAUGGAGGAGCAUCCAGGAGGUGAGGAAGUUCUACUGGAGCAAGCAGGAACAGAUGCAACGGAGAGCUUUGAGGAUGUAGGCCAUUCCACAGAUGCCAGAGAGAUGCUCCAGCAGUAUUACAUAGGGGAACUCCAAGUGGAUGAUCGAAAGAAAGAAUCAGAGGAAGUUUACAUCACAACUUCUAGGGAGUCCAGGUCAUGGAGCACCUGGUUAAUUCCUGCCAUAGCCGCUGCGCUCAUGGGCAUCAUGUAUCGUUACUACAUGUUGGAGCAUAAAUCGUCCUAAACAUUUUCACAGCUAUAUUUAUUUUGUCUGGAGGCCUUGACUUGUUUGACAGAGUGAGUCUCUGAACUCACCAAUCUUAACUCCUGCUCAUCCUCUCUUAUUUCUACCCAAGAUUUGGACAUGAUUAAUAGCCAAUUGGUUCAUUUUGACUGGUUUCUCUUGCAGUUUAUUUUAUACUCUUGUUUUUACCAAUCUUAGCCACUUUUUCUGCCAACAGAUUCUGUGACUGUCUUUUUAAUAUAUUUUUGGAAAUUAAUUCAAAUCCAAGUUAAUCCAGAGCAUAGUUGGGAAUUUCAGGUAUAGUCCAGCUCUUGCUGAAAAAACUUAAUUAGCUGGUAUUUUGACAAAUCACAGAUCCACAGUCUCGACAUAGCUGCUAUUUUAUGUUUGUCAGGAUUUUGACCAAAUUAUAUCCAGAUAGAUCCAGCUUCUUUGAUGGGAUGGGAUGGGAUUUGUUUUCGGAUGGGGCUUCUCUGUUGACCUUUCUCAUCAACAAGGCGUUUCCGUCCACAGAACUGCCGCUCACUAGAUGUUUUUUGUUUUUGGCACCAUUUGGAGUAAAUUGUAGAGACUUGUGUGUGUGAAAAUCCCAGGAGAUCAGCAGUUACAGAAAUGCUCAGAUCAGCCCAUCUGACACCAACACUCAUGCCACGGUCCAGAUCACUGAGAUCAAAUUGUUUCCCCAUUCUGAUGGUUGAUAUGAAUAUUAACUGAAGCUCCUGACCCGUAUCUGCAUGAUUUUAUGCACUACACUGCUGCUACACCAUUAGCUGAUUAGGUAAUGCAUGGAUGAUUGUUGGUGCCACACGGGCUGGUUUGAGUAUUUCUGUAACUGCUGAUCUUCUGGGAUUUUCACUAGGGUUGUAACGGUUCUCGGUAAAAAAAACGAACCAUACGGUUCGCCACCCACGGUUCGGUAAGCAUUGGCACCGUGGUUCACGUCAAGUUUAAUGACGCAUCUGGAGCACAAGGUUUGGCGAAGAAAACAAAGUGUCAAAUAGACAUACACCGUUACAACCACCGCUAAUGCACCUGAAUGGAUCUGUAAAUGGAUACGCUCUGUCUGCUUCUCACAUGGGUCAACUGAUAACAUCACUGUUCUGCACGCGUUGUGUGUAGUUGAAAAUGGCAAUUAGAGAAAACGAGCCGCUGAUAGAGAAGCCCUCUGUGUUAUUUAAAUCUCCUGUCUGGAACUUUUUCUUUUUGCAGUCAGUUACAACAGCGAUGGUCAAAAAAGUUUACAAAACAGGCACUGUUUGUAGAAAUUGCUCGACACGAGUGCCGCAUAUUGGUAAUAUACAUCGAUAUAUGAUUAAUCAUGUACGCCAAUAUCACCUGGAGAAAGAUAGGUGAACCGAAACUGCACACACUCCCUUCCGUUUUUUAAGCAGGCACUCCAUGUUAAUUCAGACAUACAUGAAACAAUAACUAAAACGCUUGUGGUGUUCAUUGCCAUGAAAUUAUGUUGCCAUACUCCGUUGAUGAAGAUGUGGGAUUUCUGCUUAUGAUUAAAACACUCGAGCCAUGACAUCCCGGACCCUUCUCGUAUCCAUGUUAAUAGCAAGAUUCCUUCUAUAGUGAUGUACAGUUUCUUAAUGUUGAAUAAAUGUUGAGUUGAGUUUGAAAUGCACUUUAUGUUGAUGCAUGUAGCGUAAUAGUGAAGAUAUUAAGUUAAAAUAUUGAUUUAGUAAUUAGAAAAGUUUUUUUUAUUUUUUUUAUAGUUAAGGUACCUAAAGAAAAUUAACCAUGGUUUUACUAUAGUAAUAUUGUAAUAACCAUGACCGCUGUCACCAGGGUUUUUUAUACAAUUAACCAUGGUUUUACAACAGUAAUACUUAAGUUUCCAUAUAGUAACCAUGAUUAUACUAUAUAUUGUAAACAUGACAGUAACCAUGUUGAUUUUGUGGUUACUAUGAUUUUACUACAAAUACCAUGAUUAAAUGAUGGUUACUGUACUAAAACCAUGCUUUUUAUUAAGGGCAAACCUGUUGAAUUGUUUGUUACCAAAUACAGUAUUCUUACUUUGGAUUUGGAAGUAAUAUAUGUAUUUGUCUGAACAUACUAAAUACCGAACCGUACCGAAACUGUGACCCUAAAACCGUGAUACAAACCGAACCGUGAGAAAGUUGAACCGUUACACCCCUAAUUUUCACACACAACAGUCUCUAGAAUUUACUCCGAAUGGUGCCAAAAACAAAAAACAUCCAGUGAGCGGCAGUUCUGUGGACAGAAAUGCCUUGUUGAUGAGAGAGGUCAACAGAGAAUGGCCAGACUGGUUCAAACUAACAAAGUCUGCAGUAACUCAGAUAACCGCUCUGUACAAUUGUGGUGAGAAGAAUAGUUUCUCAGAAUGCUAUUCUGAGAUGCGGGUUGGUGCUGUUUUUGCGGCAUGAGGGGGACCUAAACAAGAUUAGGCAGGUGGUUUUAAUGUUGUGGCUGAUCGGUAUAUAUAUAUAUAUAUAUAUAUUAGUAGCCCUGUUAUAUGUUAUUAAAAAGAAGUAACUUUUUUUAAAUACAACAUGGUUUAAUGAAAGCUAUAAAGUCUUGUCAUAUCACCUCUCCAUGAAUGCAGUGUAAUUCAACAUCAGGCAACACGCAAUUGCUGAAAUGUAAGAAUUGUAGCAUAGUUACAGUCAUACAGUGCUUUAAAGUUCUAGAUAUGUAUGCAUUUUCUUACACUGAAGAUUUAUAUAGUGUGGUACCUGUAUCUGCAAACUUGAAAUUGAUUCUAAUUCUAAUACUUAGCCUUUCUGUAAUGAUGCAUUUAUUGGGAGAUGUUUAAAUGGUUUUUGAAAGCUAUUUGUUUAAAUGUUGGUGAGAAAAUUAUUGGAAGUGUUUGAUACUUGAACUGUUGUACAACCUGUAGAGUACCUGCUUAUAUAUUCAUUACUAUUAUGCAUAUGCUUCUCUGUUAAACCGUUCUUAGCAUUGCAGGCACUUGCAUGUACUUUUUAACUUCAUGAAGAACCAUUAUAUGCAAGUGUUGCCUUUGACGUUCUUAAGUAAACCAAAAUGUUUUCCUGCAAAAAGUUAUGUUGCUUGUUCAUUUUUGUUACUAAUGUUUCUAUUCCAUACCUCUGUUAUUCUGUCUCUCAUUGUAUGUCCUUCCCAAACAAUUUUUUAGAAUAAUUCAGGUAGCUUUGAAAGAAACCCAUUGAGUGAAUCAUUGUUAAAUGAUAUGCUGUAUAUUCAUAUGCAUUUCCGAUUCAGAAGUCAUCUGGAUACACUUUCAAAAUGUCUUCAUGUAUCAUUAUUAUUGAAUGAUAUAACCUGUUUCUGAUUGGCAGUUAAAGAUCUCUUAGUAUAUUCAUACAGAUUUAUUUUUUUAAUUUCCUAAAUUGUCAUGUCAUGUUUGCCUUUUUAAAUCUUGACAUUCCUGCCCCAAGAAAUUUGCAGAUUAAUACUUCUCCUGCCAUGCUGAGCCAAUGUGCCCAGCUUUGUGAAAAAACUGAUGUUUAUGUGCAUUUUAUAUGUGUAGAUAUCAUAUUUUCAUACAGUCACUUUUAAAUGUUGUUAUAAUUUAAAUGUAGUGUUGGGGAAAAAGCUUUCAUAGAACUAGAUCAAGCACAAGUGUAUUUGUCUGUCUUCUAGUUCAACAGCAGGAAAAAAAAAUAAAAAAUACUUUUUUGUUUUUAAUACUGAUGAGGUAAAUGUUAUCUAUUUAAUUAAAAAUGAUAAUUUUUCAGUCCACUACAGAAUAUCUCUGGUAUGUCAGGGUGUUUGUCAUAAAAAAGUCAGCUGUGUUUCAAUAAAUGUUUAAAAAUGCAAA
Myxocyprinus asiaticus (Chinese sucker) is the source of this 4358-nucleotide messenger RNA. RefSeq names its product cytochrome b5-like. The transcript is spliced from 5 exons. Lineage: Eukaryota; Metazoa; Chordata; Actinopteri; Cypriniformes; Catostomidae. The record is from RefSeq and is a predicted model, not a curated record. Gene Ontology annotation, cellular component: intracellular membrane-bounded organelle; membrane. The coding region runs from base 137 to 589 and encodes 150 amino acids. Gene Ontology annotation, molecular function: heme binding.